AUGUACGCCAUCUCACAACAGCACCCUUACGCCUACGCCGCAGUCCCGGCACCGGCCCCCCCUCCUCCCAGGCACUGCUCCAACCACGGCACCAGCAGCGCCUUCAGCAGCUCUGCCCACCCCGACGAGGACUGGACCAAGAUCUCAGACCUUGCCGAGCGCAGGAGGAUACAGAACCGCAUUGCUCAGCGUAACUACCGCAAGAAGCUUAAGCGCCGUCUGGAGGACCUUGAGCGCCGCGCUGGAUCCGAGGAGGGCGACGCUGAGAAGCAGCCUUCGCCGGUGCAGAGCACCGCCAACCCCAGCAAGGUCACCAAGCGCCAGUCCAUCUCCAAGGCGCACAAGGCUCACCAGCCUGCUCCCGUCCGCCUCCCGACGCCUCCCAAGGCCAUCGUGUCCCAGGGCCAGUUUACUCCUCCCAUGGAGUCGCACGAGGAGCUGGCCUUUGCUCCUCCCGCCUACCACCACCACGACGAGCGCGAGCGCUCCAACACGCCGCCCGUCUUCUCCUACACGACCUACCCGGCUCCCGACGAGCUGCUCAUCAAUCCCUACGGAUCUGCCCACGCCUAUCCCACCAUGACCACCUCGGAGGCCUACCCCAACUACCUGACCGCCACCGCCAUGCCCGCGUCGCUGCCGCCUCUGAGCCACUACAGCGAGCCCAUCAAGCGCGAGCUGUAUCCCGACAACGUCAUCAGCCCCUACAUUGGCUACGGCUUCAUGCCGACUCACGACAUGGGCAUGCCCACUCCCUACGACCCCUCCAACCCUCUUACUCCUCCUCUGUCGCACUCAUACGACCACUCGACCUCGUGCUCUGAGACGGGCUUCGAGUAUCCCACCACCCCGCUGUCCAUGCCUGGAUCCCCUGCCCUCAUCCAGCACCAGCACUGA
Messenger RNA from Trichoderma reesei QM6a, 897 nucleotides. RefSeq lists its product as uncharacterized. Gene Ontology annotation, molecular function: DNA-binding transcription factor activity. The record is from RefSeq and is a predicted model, not a curated record. The transcript is spliced from 3 exons. Lineage: Eukaryota; Fungi; Ascomycota; Sordariomycetes; Hypocreales; Hypocreaceae. The coding region runs from base 1 to 897 and encodes 298 amino acids. Gene Ontology annotation, biological process: regulation of DNA-templated transcription.